Molecule: messenger RNA, 2016 nt
Organism: Apis laboriosa (Himalayan honeybee)
Lineage: Eukaryota; Metazoa; Arthropoda; Insecta; Hymenoptera; Apidae
Gene: PICK1
Product: PRKCA-binding protein
Exons: 9
Coding region: 421-1875 (484 amino acids)
Biological process (GO): receptor clustering; regulation of Arp2/3 complex-mediated actin nucleation; intracellular protein transport
Cellular component (GO): postsynaptic early endosome; synaptic vesicle; neuron projection
Molecular function (GO): protein kinase C binding; protein domain specific binding; phospholipid binding
Source: RefSeq, a predicted model, not a curated record
UUUAAAUAUUGGAGAAAAGUUACAUGAGAAGAAGUAUUUUUCGAUGUAAAGCAUUCGCUUUAAAAAUAAAAAUUGUGAACAGAAUAAUGUGAAACCAAUCAAAUUAGUUUUUAUAAAAUCAAUUUAAUUGAAAUUUGUUAUUAAAAAAAACAUAUCAACAUCAUGUAUAAAAACAUUAGUUAAAACAUCUUUAAAAAUUAUUAUUGAAGAUCUUGCACUAAUCAAUAUUUAAAUUUAAAACACAAUCACGAACACGCUUGAAGAGUAACAAUCUUGCCCAAAAUUUUCAAUUGGCUGUAUAAGAAAAAAUUAAAUUUUUAUAUUUAAAUAAAACAUUUAUUAAAUUAAGUAUAACAAGAUAAAAAGAUAAAAUUUUGUGUUUAUUAAUUAUAACAAACAAUAAGAAUACAAGUUAUAAGCAUGGAUUAUGAAGAUGAUUUCUUUUUCGAAGAGGAUAAGAUUUUAAUGGAUCAAACAUUAUUAUCUACAGAUAAUAUUUCUUUGAAAAAUAUUGAAGAAUGUAAAGAAAAUUCUGUUCCUUUAACCACCGUGUCAUUGGCUAAUGUUCAAUUGCAACAAUUUAUCACAAUGGAAGAUCGCAUACCAGAUGUAGAACUGGUCAAUCAAGAUCAGUCUCUUCAUCAUUUAUCUAAUAAUACGACGGGUAUGACUAUAACUUCUGGCAAUGUUGUAAUACAAAAAGAUAGCAGUAAUCUUAUAGGCAUUAGUAUUGGAGGAGGAGCACCCUUAUGUCCCUGCUUAUAUAUUGUACAAAUUUUUGAUAAUACACCAGCAGCAAUAGAUGGUACUUUACAAUCUGGAGAUGAACUUGUAGCAGUAAAUGGAACAUCAGUCAGAGGAAAAACAAAAGUAGAAGUUGCAAAAAUGAUACAAUCUUGUGAUUCUCAAGUCAGUAUUAAUUAUAAUAAAUUACAUGCUGAUCCUAAACAAGGUCGUACUCUUGAUAUUGCUUUGAAAAAGGUAAAACAUAGAUUAGUUGAAGGAAUGGGAAGCGCAACAGCAGAUGCGCUAGGAUUAUCGCGUGCCAUUCUUUGUAAUGAUGCUCUUGUACAACGAUUAAUGGCAUUACAGCGUACAGAGAAUUUGUAUAGAGGUUUAGUUUCUCAUGCUAAAGCUACUUUGCAUGCUUUUUUUGAUCUGAUACAAAUAUAUAAAGUAUUUGGAGAUGCCUUUGCUGCAAUAGGAGUAAGAGAACCACAACCACGAGCUAGUGAAGCUUUCAGACAAUUUGGUGAACAACAUAGACAAAUGGAAAAAUUUGGAAUAACAAUUUUAAAAACUUUAAAGCCUAUAUUAAAUGAUCUAGGCACAUAUCUUCAUAAAGCUAUUCCUGAUACUCGAUUAACUAUUAGCAAAUAUGCUGAUGCAAAGUUUGAAUAUCUUUCUUAUUGUUUAAAAGUAAAAGAAUUAGAUGAUGAAGAACAAAGUUAUGCAGCAUUACAAGAACCUCUUUAUCGAGUAGAGACAGGAAAUUAUGAAUAUCGUUUAGUAUUGAGAUGUCGACAAGAAGCUCGUGCAAAAUUUGCUAAACUUAGAUCAGAUGUGCUUGUAAAACUUGAAUUAUUAGACAAUAAACACGUUCAAGAUGUUGUAUGGCAAAUGCAAAAAUUUGCAACUGGUUUAGCAAAAUAUUAUUCUAACAUACGAGACUUAUUAUCUGCAGUAAUGUUAUUUCCUGUUGAAGUUGAUUUAUCACAUUCAGCAUUUCAAUAUAAAUCCACUGGUCCUCAAGUAAUAACUGAUGGAGAAGAUAUAGAUGAAUUUGAAUCAGAAGAAAAAACAAAUAUAAAUGAAGAUUUACUCAUAGAUACACAGAACUUUUCAUUUGUAACUUCAGAAUCUAAUAAUAUGUAGCAAUAUGUUUCUUUUGCAAAAGAUUUUAAUUAUUAUGCUUUUUUAUUAAAAUUUAAUCAAAUGAUAUUACAGUGAAAUUUUUCCAUAUUAUUUUUAAUGAAAUUUUAUAUUCUUCAUAUUUUAUUAUUUUCCAUAGUAUAA